Messenger RNA from Rotaria sp. Silwood2, 1602 nucleotides. Lineage: Eukaryota; Metazoa; Rotifera; Eurotatoria; Philodinida; Philodinidae. The record is from the annotation of a GenBank genome assembly.
AUGCAAAAGGCUAUUAUCGACUUUUCGGAAGCUCUCCGUCUGUACGAUGAGUCCAAACAGAAAGCACAAGCUUUAAAGUUCGAGAUAUAUUAUAAACGUGCCUGGACACAUCAUGUACUCGGUGAACUUGAUAAAGCUGAAAGUGACUAUUCAGAACUUAUUGGACAAGCAACGCCACCUAAAGAAUGGAAGGCUAUUUUAUCAAAAAGUUACCUUGGUCGUGGUCUUGUCUAUGAGUCGAAGCAUCUAUUACAAAAGGCACUAAAAGAUAUAGAAAGAGCCAAAGAUUUAUUACAGGAAAAGAGUUCCUACUAUGAGUACUGCUAUGAAAAGGUUAUUAUUGCCUUAAAAAAGACAAGAGUCGAUCUAGUCGAAGAAGAAGAGGAUGUGAACGAUGUUGCACAAAAAUCUCAGGCUGAGAAUAAAACAAGUCACGAAAACUCUGAAAGAGGCGAGGCUGAAAAUGACAAUGUCUUCACGCUUAAAGAGAUACCUCGAGAAAAGACCACACAGCAGCUUCAGAAAGACAAUUAUCAAUGCCAAUACUAUAAAGCCUUACUUUUGAGUGAACAAGGUGACAAUAAGGCUGCUUUAGAAUUCUUUACGAAAGCAUUUAAUAAUACGACGGAUAAAGAUGAAAAAGCAGAGUGCUUAUUUCGACAGGGUCUGUGUCAGUACCAACUUAAGAACAAAGUCGAAGCCCAAUUGCUAUUUCAGCAAGUUCUAGAAUACGAACCGAAACAUGCACGAACUAUGUUUCGCAUUGGAAUGAUUCAGACAACAGAUAUGAAACAUAAAGAAGCCCUAGAAAAUUUCAAUAAGGCACAUAAAUAUUCACCCAAUAGUGCUGAUAUUUUAUACGAGCGAGCGAAAGUGUUCGAAAAGCUAGGCCAUCUUGACUCAGCCAUGUAUGAUCGUCGUCGUGCUAUGCAAUUAGGACAAUCAUUUAUUACUUCGAUAAUCAUGCUUGAAGAUCGUCUACGAUAUUUUGAGGCCGAAAGUCUUCAGCAAACUAAGUCAUCAUCUCUGCACUUGAAAAUGGCCUGGGUACAAGACGUAUUACAUUAUUUUCGAAAAAGCAUGACAUUUUUCCAAAAAGAGGAUGGUAAAUUGGAUGAAAAAAGCCACCAAGAUAAGCAAACAUAUCGGAGAGCUGUGGAAGAAUAUCGAAUAGCUAUUAACUGCGAUUCCACACACCAGCAUCCGGAAGCCUGGGCAUUGUUGGCUAUUUGUCAUAGGAACGAAAAAGAUGUUUUACUAGCACAUCAAACUCUCGAAGAACUAUUUGAAAAUUUUACUAAAAAACUGGAAUAUAUUAGAGCAUGGGAAGCAUUUAUAAGAAACACCAAGAAAGACAGUUACUGGAAUGAGAUGGGAGCUGUUCCGUCGGAUGAAACAAUGAUAGAAAUAAAACGAAUGGAAACUACUCGCCGAAUGAUGAGUAUGGAUGAAAAUCACUUUCAGGGACCAGACAAGAAAAAUCUCUUACUUUUCUAUAAACGCUUUCGUACUCGAUUGUCAAAUGUUCUGGUGGCAUUUGCACUUGCAGGCUGCGAAGAAGAAGUUGUGAAGCAUAAUCUGCAAGGGUCACUUCAUACGUAA